GCGUCCGCCGCACGCAGGCUGCACGGCCCCGGCGCGCCCGCGCUCCGACCGGCUCUCGGCGCGUCGCCGGGUCGUCUGCUCGCCCGGCACUGCUCGCCCCAGUUCCCAGGAGCUGGGAUGCAGAUGCUGCCGCUGGUCCUGGUGGGCGCCGCCGCUGCCGCUACCGGCUUUUCCCGUACUGGUCGUUGCCUCCGCUCCCGCAGCUGCCGCUGCUGCCGCCUGUGACUCGCUCCCUCCCCUUUCUUUCUUCUCUUUUAGCCUCCGUCCUCUUUCUCCGGGUGUGCGCGCGCGCCGGUGGCACGGUUGGCUUUGGCCGGAGCUCGCUCGCGUGUGCGCGUGUGUGAGUGUGCGUGUCUGGAGAGCGCCAGAGCCCUGCUCGCUCUCGGGGAGUCGAAGAAGAUACAGGACCGACGAGGCGGCGGCGGCGCGAAGCCCGGGGCCGCGCGAUGAAGCUCCCACAUGCUCGCAGCUGCCCGGCCCGGCCGGCGAGCUAAUCAGCCACACUCCGGGCUCUGGGCUCCGCGGCCCCCGGGACGCAGCCCUCGGCUGCCCGGCGCCCGCUCCGCCCGCGCGUCCCCGCUGUGCACCCGGGAAGGAGUUUGUGUGGCCCUGGCUCCAGCUCUCUGCGCAGGUUGUGGACUCGAGAGGAGACCCUCGGCGGGGAGACAACCUCGGGAGGAGGAGGAGGAGGGUUUGGCGGAGAAGAAGCCACCCCUGGCCCUCGCGGCUCCCCCUACCUUUUCCCUCGCUCCCGCACUCAGCCGGAAAGGGGAGGACGAGGAAGAAAAAGAAAAAGAAAGGGGGUGGGGUGGGAGAACUGGAUAUAAAGAUCGGCUGGGGGGAUGGUGGAACAUUUUUGGUCUCUCCAGAAGCGUCUUUUCUUAAGCGGCAGCGGCAGCGGGAGGAAAAGCAGCCCCAGCUAUGACUGCCGCAUGUUAAUAGCUGCCGCUUGGGUCCCUCGGCUGCUGCUGGAGACAGAGCCUGACUCCGAAGUUGUGCAACUGUGGACUGGAAGAGACAUUUGAACCCUCCACCCCCUUUGCUCCGUUUUUACCCCCUUGGUGUGUGUGAAGAGAGGAAACGUAAAGGAAGACAAACAUUUGGAUUUUGCUCCCCCCCCCUUCCCUUUUCUUCAUGGCUGUGUAGCAGAAGAAAGGGGGAAGGAAAGACUUUUUGUUGUUUCCUUGGCUGGGGUCUCUACCCUCCUGCUGCCUUCUCUGCGCUUUGGCUAUCAUUCUUGGACGCGUGCGGUGGGGGUGUCUUCGCUGGGGCCGCUCGGUCUUUUGCCCCGAGCUCCAUGGCUGGAUUGUGGAAACUGCACCGGGCUGCAGGUUGUUGACCAACUGAUGGGACGAUCUCAGGGACCGGCGGUUACGAAAGAAAUGUUUAAAUGUUCAGUAAAUCGGAGGAAAAAAACAUGGAUUUUUAGCAACUGAAGAGCAAAUUAAGGAUUCAGAUUUGGGAUAUUGGUGUUUCUGUUUUGAAGAAUAUUUCCUUUUGAGCUUUUUUUUUUUUUUAAUCAUCGGUCUUGGACUACAGAAGAAUCAGAAAGACACUUAUUUUGUUUCAAGUUUGGAACACUCACUCUUGAGGCGCUCUCAUGCCUGAGAACAUGACCAUGUGGCCAUCACAGCUACUAGUCUUCAUGAUGCUCUUUGCACCGAUAAUUCAUGGUGGCAAGCACAGUGAGCGACAUCCAGCCCUUGCUGCUCCACUGCGACAUGCUGAGCGCAGCCCAGGAGGCGCUCUACCUCCCAGACAUCUCCUUCAGCAGCCAGCUGCGGAGCGCGCCACUGCUCAUCGUGGACAAGGGCCCCGUGGAGCUGCCAGAGGAGUUCGUGGUCCAGGUGCCCAAGGAGCUCAGAUCUCAGCCCAAGCUUUCAGCCGUGCCCCAAUUCCGAUGGCUGUGGUCCGCAGAGAGCUCUCCUGUGAGAGCUACCCCAUAGAACUCCGCUGUCCAGGAACAGAUGUCAUCAUGAUUGAAAGUGCCAACUAUGGGAGGACUGAUGACAAAAUUUGUGACUCUGACCCUGCUCAGAUGGAGAAUAUACGAUGCUAUCUGCCUGAUGCCUAUAAGAUUAUGUCUCAAAGGUGCAAUAACAGAACCCAGUGUGCAGUGGUGGCAGGUCCUGAUGUUUUUCCAGACCCAUGUCCGGGAACCUAUAAAUACCUUGAAGUGCAGUAUGAAUGUGUCCCUUACAUUUUUCUUUGUCCUGGACUACUAAAAGGAGUAUACCAGAGUGAACAUUUGUUUGAGUCCGACCACCAAUCUGGGGCAUGGUGCAAAGACCCUCUGCAGGCUUCUGACAAGAUUUAUUAUAUGCCCUGGACCCCCUACAGAACUGAUACCCUGACUGAGUACUCAUCCAAGGAUGACUUCAUUGCUGGAAGGCCAACUACAACCUACAAGCUCCCUCACAGGGUGGAUGGCACAGGAUUUGUAGUGUAUGACGGAGCUUUGUUCUUCAAUAAAGAGCGCACCAGGAACAUAGUAAAGUUUGAUUUGCGGACUAGGAUAAAGAGUGGAGAGGCUAUCAUAGCAAAUGCCAAUUACCAUGAUACCUCCCCUUACCGUUGGGGAGGCAAAUCUGACAUAGACCUGGCAGUGGAUGAGAAUGGGCUAUGGGUAAUCUAUGCAACAGAACAAAACAAUGGUAAAAUUGUCAUUAGUCAGUUGAACCCUUACACCCUGCGGAUUGAAGGGACAUGGGAUACUGCAUAUGAUAAAAGGUCAGCUUCCAACGCAUUUAUGAUAUGUGGGAUUCUGUAUGUGGUCAAAUCUGUAUAUGAGGAUGAUGACAAUGAGGCCACAGGGAAUAAGAUUGACUACAUUUACAACACCGACCAAAGUAAGGAUAGUUUGGUGGAUGUACCCUUUCCCAAUUCAUACCAGUACAUAGCAGCUGUGGAUUACAAUCCCAGGGACAACCUUCUUUAUGUAUGGAAUAACUAUCACGUCGUGAAAUAUUCUUUGGAUUUUGGACCUCUGGAUAGUAGAUCAGGACAGGCGCAUCAUGGACAGGUACCGUACAUCUCUCCACCAAUUCACCUUGACUCUGAGCUAGAAAGACCCCCUGUUAGAGAUAUCUCUACCGCAGGACCUCUUGGCACGGGAAGCACCACCACCAGUACCACCCUUCGUACUACAACUUGGAACCCAGGCAGGAGUACCACCCCAUCGGUGUCAGGAAGAAGAAACCGGAAUACCAGCACCCCAUCUCCAGCAGCUGAGGUACUUGACGACAUUACCACACACCUUCUGUCAGGAUCGUCCCAAAUUCCAGCUCUGGAAGAAAGCUGUGAGGCUGUGGAAGCUCGAGAAAUCAUGUGGUUUAAGACCCGUCAAGGACAGAUGGCAAAGCAGCCGUGCCCUGCAGGAACUAUAGGAGUAUCAACUUACCUAUGCCUGGCUCCUGAUGGAAUCUGGGAUCCCCAAGGACCAGACCUUAGCAACUGUUCUUCUCCUUGGGUCAGCCAUAUAACACAGAAGUUGAAAUCUGGAGAGACAGCUGCCAACAUUGCUAGAGAACUGGCUGAACAGACAAGAAAUCAUUUGAAUGCUGGAGAUAUCACUUAUUCAGUCCGGGCCAUGGAUCAGCUGGUAGGCCUCCUAGAUGUACAGCUCCGGAACUUGACCCCAGGUGGAAAAGAUAGUGCUGCACGAAGUUUGAACAAGCUUCAGAAAAGAGAGCGCUCUUGCAGAGCCUAUGUCCAGGCAAUGGUCGAGACAGUUAACAACCUCCUCCAGCCACAAGCCUUGAAUGCCUGGAGAGACCUGACUACAAGUGAUCAGCUACGUGCAGCCACCAUGUUGCUUGACACUGUGGAGGAAAGUGCUUUUGUGCUGGCUGAUAACCUUUUGAAGACUGACAUCGUCAGGGAGAACACAGACAAUAUUCAAUUGGAGGUUGCAAGGCUGAGCACUGAAGGAAACUUAGAAGACCUAAAGUUUCCAGAAAACAUGGGUCAUGGAAGCACUAUCCAGCUCUCUGCAAAUACUCUAAAACAAAAUGGCCGAAAUGGAGAGAUCAGAGUGGCCUUUGUCCUGUAUAACAACUUGGGUCCUUAUUUGUCCACGGAGAAUGCCAGCAUGAAGUUGGGAACAGAGGCUAUGUCCACCAAUCAUUCUGUUAUCGUCAAUUCCCCAGUUAUUACAGCAGCAAUAAACAAAGAAUUCAGUAAUAAGGUUUAUUUGGCUGAUCCUGUGGUGUUCACUGUUAAACACAUCAAGCAGUCUGAGGAAAACUUCAAUCCUAACUGUUCAUUUUGGAGCUAUUCCAAGCGCACAAUGACAGGUUAUUGGUCAACCCAAGGCUGUCGGCUCCUGACAACAAAUAAGACACAUACUACAUGCUCUUGUAACCACCUAACCAAUUUUGCAGUACUGAUGGCACAUGUGGAAGUUAAGCACAGUGAUGCGGUCCAUGACCUUCUUCUGGAUGUGAUCACAUGGGUUGGAAUUUUGCUGUCCCUUGUUUGUCUCCUGAUUUGCAUCUUCACAUUUUGCUUUUUCCGUGGGCUCCAGAGUGACCGUAACACCAUCCAUAAGAACCUCUGCAUCAGCCUUUUUGUAGCAGAACUGCUCUUCUUGAUUGGGAUCAACCGAACAGAUCAACCAAUUGCCUGUGCCGUUUUUGCUGCUCUCUUACAUUUCUUCUUCUUGGCUGCCUUCACGUGGAUGUUCCUGGAGGGAGUGCAGCUCUAUAUCAUGCUGGUGGAGGUUUUUGAGAGUGAACAUUCACGAAGGAAAUACUUUUACCUGGUCGGCUAUGGGAUGCCUGCGCUCAUUGUGGCUGUGUCAGCUGCAGUAGACUAUAGGAGUUAUGGAACAGAUAAAGUAUGUUGGCUCCGACUUGACACCUACUUCAUUUGGAGUUUUAUAGGACCAGCGACCUUGAUAAUUAUGCUUAAUGUAAUCUUCCUUGGGAUUGCUUUAUAUAAAAUGUUUCAUCACACUGCCAUUCUGAAACCUGAAUCGGGCUGUCUUGAUAAUAUCAACUAUGAGGAUAACAGACCCUUCAUCAAGUCAUGGGUUAUAGGUGCAAUAGCUCUUCUCUGCCUAUUAGGAUUGACCUGGGCCUUUGGACUCAUGUAUAUUAAUGAAAGCACAGUCAUCAUGGCGUAUCUCUUCACCAUUUUCAAUUCUCUACAGGGAAUGUUUAUAUUCAUUUUCCAUUGUGUCCUACAAAAGAAGGUACGAAAAGAGUAUGGGAAAUGUCUGCGAACACAUUGUUGUAGUGGCAAAAGUACAGAGAGCUCCAUUGGCUCAGGGAAAACAUCUGGUUCUCGAACUCCUGGGCGGUACUCCACAGGCUCACAGAGCCGAAUUCGUAGGAUGUGGAAUGACACGGUCCGAAAGCAGUCAGAGUCUUCCUUCAUUACUGGAGAUAUAAACAGUUCAGCAUCACUCAACAGAGGAGCCAUGGCUAAUCAUCUUAUAAGCAAUGCUCUGCUUCGUCCGCAUGGUACUAACAAUCCCUAUAAUACAUUGCUUGGGGAACCGGCGGUCUGUAACAACCCUUCUGUCAGCAUGUACAACGCACAAGAGCCCUACAGAGAGACAAAGGGGCUUCUGAACAAUGCCAGGGAUACAAGUGUCAUGGAUACUCUACCACUGAAUGGUAACCAUGGCAAUAGUUACAGCAUUGCCAGUGGCGAAUACUUGAGCAACUGUGUGCAAAUCAUAGACCGUGGCUAUAACCAUAACGAGACCGCCCUAGAGAAAAAGAUUCUGAAGGAACUCACUUCCAACUAUAUCCCGUCUUACCUGAAUAACCAUGAGCGCUCCAGCGAACAGAACAGGAAUCUGAUGAACAAGCUGGUGAAUAACCUGGGCAGUGGGAGUGAAGAUGAUGCCAUUGUCCUGGAUGAUGCCACCUCCUUUAACCAUGAGGAGAGUCUGGGCCUAGAACUUAUUCAUGAGGAAUCUGAUGCUCCUUUGCUGCCCCCAAGAGUUUACUCCACAGAGAACCACCAGCCACAUCAUUACACCAGAAGGCGGAUCCCCCAAGACCACAGUGAGAGCUUUUUCCCUUUGCUAACCAACGAGCACACAGAAGAUCUCCAGUCACCCCAUAGGGACUCUCUCUACACCAGCAUGCCGGCACUGGCUGGUGUGCCCGCCGCAGAGAGCGUUACCACCAGCACCCAGACCGAACCCCCACUGGCCAAAUGUGGUGAUGCCGAAGAUGUUUACUACAAAAGCAUGCCAAACCUAGGCUCCAGAAACCACAUCCAUCAGCUGCAUACCUACUACCAGCUAGGCCGCGGUAGCAGUGAUGGAUUUAUAGUUCCUCCAAACAAAGAUGGGACCCCUCCAGAGGGGAGUUCAAAAGGACCUGCUCAUUUGGUCACUAGCCUAUAGAAGAUGACAGAAAUUUAAGCCAACAAAACUGCUAACACCUGGUUGACUGUUCUGAGUUGAUAUAAGCAGUGGUAAUAAUGUGUGUACUCCUAAAUAUGCUGUUCUUAAACGACAAACACAAACUCUCAGACUUCUUUUUUCUUUUUUUUUUUUUUUAAACUGGGAUUUUUUUAGGUCAGCCCAGGGGAGAAAGAUCAUUGCUGAAAUUCCCCUGUGCCAGCUUCUUUCCUGUCCUUCCCCCCUCAGAUGGAGACUUCAUUAUGUUAAUGAACGAGAUUUGAAGAAGAUGGCGCUCAUUGUGGCCUUGUUGAAUUAUGUUGUGUUUGUUCUAACAUCUCUGAUGCUCUGUUACUAUAAUUACAAGGACCUGAUUUUUUAAAAGGCCAGAACACUUGUUUGAAAAUUAGUAACAAUGCUGCAUCUAGAUUGGAGUGCUGCACAAACAUAAAAUCAAAGCAAACUAUCACAUAGUGGUUUUUAGUCGCUCACAACCUGAAUUCACCACAGCAGGAAUAGCUGAGGUGUACAAAAUAAAACAACAAAAUCAAUAAUGAAAUGGAGGGGAAUUCUAGAAUUAUAUGCUAAAUGCAUAUUUUAUGAUUUGCUGUAUUAACUGAUGAUAAAACUAAUGGCAGAAAAAAAUUUGAACAAUUCUAUGUAAUGUACAGAUACUAGCAUUGCACAUGUAGUCUGCUUUCUGUUCCUCCAGAAUUUGAGUCCUGUUAAUGUAGUGGAAAAAAAAGAAAUUUUCUUUUUCUUUCGUGCUGGUCUUGCAAGUUUGUCUACCAGUAAGAGAGCAAAGUUUCCUUCCUUUCUUCUUUUUUUCUUCGUUUUCUUUUCUUUCUUUCUUUCGUUCUUUUUUUUUUUUUUUUGCCUUUUUUUUCUUUAAAAUUUCACAUGGCAAAAAAUAAAUAAAUAAAUAAAAUAAAUAAAUGAAGCUAUCACUUUAUAAGAAUCAUUUUCUAGUAAUGCAAACAAAUUAUUUUUUACAAAAAAAAUAAAAUAAAUAAAAUUAGACUUCCUUCCCUCACUAUAUAUCUUUAUUCAGUCAGAAUAUUUCCAAGAACAUUUUUGCAAUUAGAGCAGGAAGAACUUUUCUGUUUACGGUGCACAUCUGUUAUAAUGCAAAACAUAUUUGGCAAGCAGUUCAUCACUAAGAGAGUAGCUAUGAUUCUAGAAGUAAAGAGGUGUCAAUAGAACUAGUGGGGCUUCUGCAUGUGAGAAAUGGUAUCCCAUGGGUGUGAAAGUGCUGAAUGCUCAGUCUGUUCCCCAAGUGGGCACCUGCACUACCAAUUUUUAAAAGAAAUUCACUCCCUCGUAGAAAGAAUUGAAAGGUCAAUUAUUUUGAAGUGAUUUUUUUAAAAACUUCUGUUUAUUAACAGGAAAAUUUAUUUAUUUGACAGGAUUUUAAGUAAUGUAGGAAUACAAGAGGUAAAUUAGCAGCACAUAUAAUUUUUUUUAAAUUUAUGAUCCAUUUUGUAUGGUCUCAAAGUUGGAUGACCUCAUUACUAAUAUUUGUUGUAAAAGUGAAACUUGUUUGCCAACCAAUAAACAACUGAUUGAGAUUUAGAAGA
Messenger RNA from Globicephala melas (long-finned pilot whale), 7938 nucleotides. It is a transcript of the gene ADGRL3, whose product is annotated as adhesion G protein-coupled receptor L3. Lineage: Eukaryota; Metazoa; Chordata; Mammalia; Artiodactyla; Delphinidae. The record is from RefSeq and is a predicted model, not a curated record. Gene Ontology annotation, molecular function: carbohydrate binding; G protein-coupled receptor activity. Gene Ontology annotation, cellular component: plasma membrane. Gene Ontology annotation, biological process: adenylate cyclase-activating G protein-coupled receptor signaling pathway; cell surface receptor signaling pathway.